GAAACGCAGUCCGGUUUUAUUAAAGGUCGCUCAAUUCAUAAUAACUUACGCCUUGUUCUGGAUAUCAUUGACUAUGACCAUCUCAUAGAUACAGACGGUUUUAUUCUAUUUUUAGAUUUUUACAAGGCCUUUGAUGUGAUUGAGCAUAAUUUCAUGUUUCAAACUCUGCAAUUAUUUGGUUUUGGUAACAAAUUUAUUAAUACAGUUAAAACUUUUUAUUAUGAAACCAGUAGUUCUGUUUGUUUACCUCAGGGGACGUCUCACAGAUUUAACAUUAGCAAAGGUAUAAAACAAGGUUGUCCCAUUUCACCCCUUCUUUUUAUUGCAGCAGCAGAAAUGCUGUCUUUGCUCAUUAAACACACUGACUUUGGUAAACUGUCAGUUGCAAAUGCUGAAUUUUCAAUAAGCCAACCAGCCGACGACACAAAAAUUUUCCUGAAUAAUCUUCAUGACAUCCCAAGAUUCCUAAAACUAUUGACAUCUUUUCAAAAGCUUCAGGCCUCAAAUUGAACCUAAACAAAUGUGAGAUCUUACCCAUUAAACCAUGUACAUUAUUGAAUGCUUAUAAUAUUCCCAUUAAAUCCACAGUUAAAUACCUCGGAAUGCAUAUAACUAAAAACAAAACAGACUUGGAAAAACUGAAUGUUUGGGACAAACUAGAGAAAUGUUCGACUCUGCUAAAUAACUGGGCACAGAGAGAUCUUUCUAUUUUUGGUAGAAUUCUCCUCACCAAAAUUGAAAGCAUAUCAAGUUUCAUAUAUCCCACCUAUUCUAUAGGUGUCCCUAAACAAGCCAUCAAAUCUAUUAAUCAAGUCAAUUUUAACUUCAUAUGGAAAAGGAAAACACACUAUGUUAAACAAGGUACGCUGACUAAAAAAAAUACGAAGAUGGAGGCCUACAAGCCAUAGACUUUAACAGCCUUAAUGGCACCUUAAAAAUAAACUGGUUAAACUAAUUUAUUAAAAAUCAAAAUAGUAUUUGGUUCAUUGUUCCUAAUAAAAUAUUUUCCAGCCUAGGAGGGAUCCAAUUUUUACUCAGUUGUGAUUUUGACAUUAAGAAACUCUCAUCUUUUCAUCAGCAAGUUCUCAUGUAUUGGAAACUAUUUUCUAAACACAAUUACAGUCUACACAACACUCCUCUGUGGAACUGCAGAUACAUCACUAUCAGAAACAAAUCCAUCUUUGUUCCAACAUGGUUUGAAAAUGGAAUUUGGUCAUUAAUGCAUCUUCUUAAUGACGAUGCCACUCUCAUGUCUUUUGACGAUUUCACAGCUAAAUAUGGUUCACUAACGAAUAGAAAAGAAUUUGAAAAAAUUAUUGAGGCCAUUAAUCAAAAUGUUGUGAGCUCAGUUUCUGAUCUCUUUCAUAAUGACAUUUACAGACAUCCUACUAUCCCCAAGCUUCUGAUUAAUGGACUCAAUAUAGCAACUGCCAAACUCCCAAACCAUGAAAUCAGAGAAUAUUUGAAUGAAACGUCCUUUCCCUACAUCUCAAAUCCAAAUUAUAUAACCCAAUAUUUUAAUAUUUCAGAAAAGAAACAAAUACGAACUAAAUAUUUUAAACUCCCCAUUCCUCCUAAAGCCAAGGAAGUCCACUUUAAAACCUUUUCAGGUAUUUACCCUUCCAAGGAAUUAUUAAGAAAACGGUUUGGAAUUCCUGAAAAUUGUUGUUCUUUUUGUCAUGUGGAGAUUGAAACAACUGUGCAUCUUUUCUUUGAAUGUUUUUAUUCUGAUUUCUUUUGGAAUAGUUUACAUUAUUGGCUUUUCCCCAAGAUUCCACUUUUAGCAGAAUUUUCUAUUAAGGACAUCAUUUUUGGGUUUAUUUUAGAAAACAGAAACACAGAACUUAUUCUGAAUGUUGUAAUUAUUUUGGGUAAAUUCUAUAUACAUAAAUGUCGUUUCCUUAAAAUCAAACCAUAUUUUUCUACGUUUCACAGAGAACUCUGCUCUUUUUUUUCCAUCUGUAAACUUCAUGGAAAACAAACUUGCUAUGGAACUUCAAAGUAUCAUAUGUAAAUUGCAGCUUUUUGAUAGCCCCCUAAGCUAAGAAUCAUUGAAAUGUCUAUGUAAACCCCCUUUUUUAUUUUU
This is a messenger RNA of Oryzias latipes (Japanese medaka), 2086 nucleotides long. NCBI's taxonomy places the organism in Eukaryota, Metazoa, Chordata, Actinopteri, Beloniformes, Adrianichthyidae. The record is from RefSeq and is a predicted model, not a curated record.